AGAGAGAUGCUCCGUGAAGGCUCCCGGAGGGGACUGAAGGGGGGUACCCUCCCCCUUGGAACCUGCCUCCGUCGUCCAGAGGAGACCCCCAAGCCUGUCGCCAGGGCCCCCCCUGGCCAUGUGCUGAAAGAUGUCCCUCUCCAGGCUGAACAGUUUCACCAAUGGCUUCCUGGAAGACCCCUCCCGGAUGGAGGCGGCCAAUGGGCCGGACAUGGCCCAGGUUCUCAAGUGCUUGGAGAUGGGCACCAUCCUGACCUUGUUCUACCAGAAGAAGUCCCAGAGGCCCGAACGGAGGAGCUUCCAAGUCCGGCUGAAGAGCCGUCAGAUCAUCUGGAGCCGAACCCCUGAGAAAGUGGAGGGGGACGACAAUCCGUCAUUUGGGCCGAUCCCACCGUGUGGGCAGGAAAGGGCAUGGCUGUGCCAGCGUCUCGCAACAGCAGAAAUAUCUUCCGUGGACAUCAGGGAAAUUAAACAGAUCCGGCCUGGGAAAAAUUCCAGGGAUUUUGAACGUUACCCGGAAGAAGCCCGGAAGCUGGACUCAGCGUUAUGUUUUGUUAUCCUGUACGGAAUGGACUUCCGGUUGAAGACACUGAGUGUUGCUGCUUUUUGCGAGGAUGACGUGACCCUCUGGGUGGCCGGGUUGAACUGGCUGGUGACAGAUACGCAGCGGUCACCGACGCCUCUGCAGAUUGAAAGGUGGCUGAGGAAGCAGUUCGACUCAAUGGACAGAUCUAGAGAAGGCAGCAUCAGCCCCAAAGAUCUGAAGGCCAUGUUACCUCAGGUCAACUACCGAGUGCCGAAUAUGCGUUUCCUUCGAGAUAAACUUGUGGAGCUGGAGGUUCGUGGCGAUAUCACCUUCAGCCAUUUUACACACUUCUACAAAAACCUGAUGUUCGAUGCGCAGAAAUCGAUCAUCGAACAACUGGAAUUAUCCUUCCCUUUGCGUAACAUGGAUCGGCCGGAACUCUGCCAAAUCACCUUAUACGACUUCCAGAAAUUCUUACAAUACGAUCAAAAGGAAGCCUGGGCGAGUGACAUCGCCAAGGUACGCAGGAUGAUGUGCAGCUACCUGCAGGAUCGUUUUGCUGACAUGGCGGAGCCUGUCUUCCAGCUGGAUGAAUUCCUGACCUUCUUGUUCUCCAAAGAAAACAUGUUGAUGGAUUCCAAGGGUGACCAAGUGGUCCCUGAAGAAAUGAACUUCCCCUUGUCGCAGUACUGGAUCUCCUCUUCUCAUAACACGUAUCUCACAGGGGAUCAGUUCUCCAGCGAGUCUUCCCUGGAGGCCUAUGCCCGCUGCCUUCGGAUGGGCUGCCGAUGCAUUGAACUGGAUUGCUGGGAUGGCCCUGAUGACCUGCCCAUCAUCUACCACGGCCACACGCUGACCUCCAAAAUCAAGUUCCUGGAUGUCUUGCACACCAUCAAAGAGCACGCCUUCACCACCUCUGAGUAUCCCGUUAUCCUUUCCAUCGAGGAUCACUGCAGCAUCGUCCAGCAGAGGAACAUGGCGUCCCACUUCAAGAAGGUCUUUGGCGACAUGUUGCUUACCAAACCCAUUGACGUCAAUGCCGACCAACUUCCUUCUCCUGCCCAGCUCAAGAAAAAAAUCCUGAUCAAGCACAAGAAGCUGGUGGAAGGCAACCUCUAUGAAGAAGUCUCCACGGCCAGCUACUCGGAGAAUGACAUCAGCAACUCCAUCAAGAACGGCAUUCUGUACCUGGAAGAUCCCAUUGACCAUACCUGGAGCCCCCACUACUUCGUCCUGACAAGCAACAAGAUCUACUACUCGGAGGAGACCUCCCACUAUCAGUCCCAUGGAGAAGAGGAGGAGGAGGCAGAACAGAAGGAGGAGUUUAACAACAACGAGCUGCACUUUAGUGAGAAAUGGUUCCAUGGCAAAUUGGGCGGGGGCCGCGACGGGCGUCAGAUUGCCGAACGGCUGCUCCACGAGUACUGCACCGAAACCGGGGGCAAAGAUGGCACUUUCCUCGUCCGCGAGAGCGAGACGUUUGUGGGCGACUACACCCUCUCUUUCUGGCGUUCCGGGCGGGUCCAGCAUUGCCGCAUCCACUCCCGGCAAGAAGCCGGCACCACCAAGUUCUACCUGACCGACAACCUGGUUUUUGACAGCCUCUACAGCCUCAUCUGCCAUUACCGCGAGGUGCCGCUGCGCUGUAACGAGUUCGAGAUGCGCCUGACGGACCCCGUGCCGCAGCCCAAUGCCCAUGAGAGCAAGGAGUGGUACCACCCGAACCUGACCCGUCUGCAGGCUGAGCACAUGCUGAUGCGGGUGCCCAGGGACGGCGCCUUCCUGGUGCGCAAGAGAAGCGAGGCCGACUCCUACGCCAUCUCCUUCCGGGCCGAGGGGAAGAUCAAGCAUUGCCGAGUCCAGCAGGAAGGGCGGCUUUUCACGCUGGGCAGCUCGGCGGAGUUCGAGAGUCUCCUCGACCUGGUCAGCUACUACGAGAAGCACCCGCUCUACCGCAAGAUGAAGCUGCGGUACCCCAUCAACGAGGAGACUUUGGAGAGGAUGGGCACGGCGGAGCUGGAUUAUGGGGCGCUGUAUGAGGUGAGGAGCCCUCACUUUUAUGUGGAAGCCAACAAGAUGCCCGUGGCCAAGUGUACCGUAAAGGCCUUGUAUGACUACAAAGCCCAGCGAGAAGACGAGCUCUCCUUCUGCAAACAAGCCAUCAUCCACAACGUUGACCAGCAGGAUGGGGGAUGGUGGCGAGGAGAUUAUGGCGGGAAGAAGCAGCUGUGGUUCCCUGCUAACUACGUGGAGGAGACCUUGAGUACCUCCGCGCCGGAGCAGGACGAAGCGUCGGUGGAGAACAGCCCUUUGGGGAACUUCCUGAAAGGCUUCAUCGACGUCCCGUCGUGCCACGUGGUUAUCUCGAAAGACGCCAGGAGCCCCAAACCCUUUGUCUUCACCAUCCAUUCUCAGCAGAUGACCCACCCAUCCCAGUCGCUGGAUGUCGCCACGGAUACUCUGGAGGAGUUGAACGACUGGGUGGCCAAGAUCAGAGAGGUCACGCAGAACGCAGACGCUAGGAUGCAGGAAGGGAAGAUCAUGGAGCGGAGGAAGAAGAUUGCCCUGGAACUCUCAGAGCUGGUCGUGUAUUGCCGUCCAGUGCCCUUCGAUGAGGAGAAGAUCGGCACAGAGAAAGCCUGUUACCGGGACAUGUCUUCCUUCCCGGAAACCAAGGCGGAGAAAUACGCCAACCGCAGCAAGGGGAAAAAAUUCCUGCAGUACAACCGCCGACAGCUCAGCCGCGUCUACCCCAAGGGCCAGCGCCUCGACUCCUCCAACUAUGACCCCUUGCCCAUGUGGAUCUGUGGCAGCCAGUUAGUGGCCCUCAACUUCCAGACGCCCGACAAACCGAUGCAGCUGAACCAGUCGCUCUUCAUGCUGGGCGGGCGCAGCGGCUACGUCCUGCAGCCGGAAAUGAUGCGGGACGACGUCUUCGACCCUUUCGACAAGAGCAGCCUGAAGCACGUGGAACCCAUCACUGUCCAGUUGCAGAUCUUGGGGGCCCGGCACCUGCCCAAAAAUGGCCGCAGCAUCGUUUGCCCGUUUGUGGAGGUGGAGGUGUGCGGCUCGGAGUUCGACAACAGCAAAAACAAGACGGAUGUCGUAGCCGACAACGGCCUCACCCCCCUCUGGCUGCUCAAGCAAUUCAUCUUCGACAUCAACAACCCCCAGUUUGCUUUUCUCCGCUUCGUGGUUUACGAGGAAGACAUGUUCAGUGACCCCAACUUCUUGGCCCAGGCCACCUUCCCCGUCAAGAGCCUCAAAACAGGCUACCGGUCGGUGCCGCUGAAGAACAGUUACAGCGAGGAUCUCGAGCUGGCUUCUCUUCUGCUCCACAUUGAAAUCAUCAACGCCAAGGAAGAAGACGACGAGAACUUGUAUUCUUCCAUCCAGCAACUCCGGGACCGGGCGAACGAGCUCUCCAACCAGGUAUCCAACCUGGAACACAGCAACAAUUGCGACGCGCGUUACCAGCAACGGCUGGAUGAGCUGCGGUUGGCACAGGAGCAACUCAUGGAGCUGACCGAAGCACGCAACAGGAAGUUGAUGGAGAAGAAGAAGCGAGACCGGCAGUUGGCCAACAAGCGUAAUUGAACGGCACCCGACUUCCCUGGUCUGCCGCUGCGUCUCUUCUCCAGCCUUCCAAGAGAAUCCUUCAGGCCCACCAGAUGCUGCCGGCUUCCUGGGGCCGCAGGGACAAAGCCCCCUUAGCUGGAAUUCCCCCUCGGGCAUAGAAAGCAGGAAUCCUGGCCUACCAUUUUCUCAUGAAACAGGCCGGCUCAACCCUUCCUGCGUCGGAAAAAUGCCGGUCUCGCCGUCAUUCUCUUCUUCCACAUGUUUCAUCGGGGCUGUGUCUUAAUCCAUGGGGUUUUGUUUUGUUUUUUGUUCCUCUUCCUGGUGGAUCGGGAAGAGGAGCCUUUAUUAUGUUUUUUUUAAUUAUUAUUAAUUAUUAUUCUUUUUUUUGUUGUUGUUGUUGGCUUUGGUGCAACUAAGGCAGUUAGCAAAGUGCCUCUAAUCUAACUUUCCCCAGAGAAUGUGGGUUUUGCACAGUAGAAACUCGGUGGGGCCAGGUGAGAAGGGGCAGAGAUGUGGAGGGAGGGGCAGAGGGAUAUGAGGGAAUCUCAGAGGAUUGGCCUGCGAGAUCCUAAAGGAUCCGUGCCACAUUCAGCUCUUGAGGCUCAAGUCUUGGACACGAGCAAGAGAGGCUGAGAUCAGUUUCCCAGUGGCGUUGUGUUCUGCUCUGCAGCUGGUCUUCCCAUCCUAAAUUCCAAAUUGUGCCAGAGGCAAAGUCCCACACGCCUUUCUCCGCAGACCAUCGUGGCAGCCUUGGGUAUAUUUAUUUAUUUAUUGCGGGUUAUGGAAGAAAACAAAUCUCCCCUUCCCCACCAAUAACCAUCCCGGAAGUCUGUGGAGGCCGAUUCGGAAAAAUGUCAUUUGCAGAAAGAAAUAUUUUCAUUUUUGCUAUUCCUUGUGGCCUCCUUUCCCUUGGGAACGCCCUUUCUUCUUCCUUGAUGCGGGCGAUCUAAGGUAGGCAGGCAUUAUUUGGAAGCCAAGUCAGGGUCACCUUGGAAAAGACGAAGCCGCCGCAGAGACGUGGCAUCUGAAGGGCAAAGCACGAUCCAGGCGCAACAGAUAACGCAUCGUCCUUCCCCCAAAGCGGCCUCUCCAGAUUCCUUUUUGGGAUCCCCCCCCCCCAAAAAAAAAAGGUGCUUGUCUUUUGGCUGAACUGCUUCCAGCUUUCGGCUCUUCUUUAAAAGGCAUAAUCUUUAUUUUUCUCUAGCUGUAAUCUGCAUUUGGUCUUAAAGCUGGCUGUUGAAUGGGAGGGGUUGCGGGCACGUCGGGGGUCCCAGGCAAUUCAGAAGGGGAGAGAGAGAGGGAGGGAGGGAGAGAGGGAUAGAAAGGUUCUCGUCAUGUUUUUCCCUAUCCUCCACCUGGCCUGGAGCGAUGGGUUGAGGAUGUGCCUCAAUUGUCGUAGUGCUGAUGGUUAGAAGGUGAUUGGCUGGGGUGGGGGGGUAACACCCUGUGCUUUUGUGGAAAGAAUACUUGGAUCAGGCGUGAUCAGCUUUCCAGCAAGUCUGUUCUGUCUCCUUCCCCACUUCAGAUCCAUGAGCUGGCCUUCAGCCAGUGGAUUCACAGCUCUUAUCAGUCCUGGCAGAGAAAUUGCAGCUGCCUGCCAAAGCUCAAACAAAUGACUCACGUAGCAAGACUCUCAGCUCUUUUUGAAACGGUUCAGCUAAACUUUUGCUUCCCGUGGAGUGAGAGCAGUCCCAAAGCUCCUUAUAUAUCCUGUGGAGCCCCACCCUCCCUUUUGAUGAUGCCGCCUCUCUAAUCUUCUGAAGCAUGGGUCAAGCUGAGCUUGAUGAUUAUUAUUAUCAGCUGGGUCUGAAGGCGAAGCCUGGGGAAGGGAGGAAUCAGGGGAUGAUGGCCUCAUUACAUCCUCCGACUGGUCUGGUUCUGGCUCCUGGAGCCGAGCCAAAGGAAUCGGUGCUCCCGAGGUAAGCCUUACCGGCCCUUCCCCCUCACUCUCGGAAUCACUUUCGGGCAUAGGGCCAGGUUCGGGGGCUGGAGUCACAACAAGUCCAAUUAAAACAGCAGUUCCAUUUUGAGACUUAAAAGGGGCGUAUAAUUUAGUCGGCGGGGUCCGGGUGCUCUCUGAGCUUAGAUGUUUCCUUGCAGACAUUUCGUGACCAAACUAGGUAAUAUCAUCAGUGCUAGGAGGGAGGGAGGGAGGAUUGCUCUCAUUUUAUAUAACAGGGAAAGCCUCUUGUAUUUAAAUAGAGAGCAAACCACUUAAGGAAUUCACAGCCCUCCUCCUUCUCCCCUCCACCAAUCCAGCUCCCUUGUAGCACUGAUGAUGUUAUCUAGUUGGGACAUGAAACGUCUGCAAGAAAACAACCAAGCUCAGAGAGCACCAAGGACCCUUCAUUUCAACCUUGAGCUACAAAGAUUCUCCUCUGUCGCUAUUUUAGCCUCUUUUUAAGAAUUUUCUGCAUGCACUAAGGCAGGAGUUUCCAACCUUGACAAUUUUUAAGACUCAGGGAUUUCAACACCCAGAAUUCCUUAGUUCCAUGGUUGGCUAGGGAAUUCUGGGAGUUGAAGUCCACGGGUUUUAAAGUUGCCAAGGGUUGGAUACCCUGGCUCUAAGGACAGUAGGUAAGUGUCACCCACUUAGGGAGAGGAUAGGAGUGCUGCGGUGGCCUAGAGUUAGAGCUCUCGCCUCACCAUCAGGAGGCUGUGAGUUUGAUCCUAGGUAGAGGCCAAUAUUUCUCUCUCUGGGCACGAUAUAUCAGCUGAACAAAACUCUGCAUUGGCAACAGGAAGGGCAUCCGGCCAGUAAAAACUCCGCUAGCGCCAUUCAUUUGCCCAGAUCCCACCCCGCAAGGGAUUAUGGGGUAGUUAAAAGAUGAUGACAGGGAAAGGAUAAAGAAGAAGGCCAGAUAAUUUCAAGAAGCCUUUUUUGACCGAAUUUGGGACGCAUUUGGUUAAAUUUGCCUCGCAAUGGGACCGUCGCUCAAGGGACAUCUUGGAGAAAUGCACUAGAGGGUGAAGUGGGUUUUAGAGCAGGAAAUAACUUGAAACAGGAGCGUUUAUGUAUCAGAGCUGGGGUCUCCAACCUUGGCAACUUUAAGCCUGGCGGACUUCAACUCCCAGAAUUCUCCCAGAAGCAAAGCUGGCUGGAGGAUUCUGGGAGUUGAAGUCCGCCAGGCUUAAAGUUGCCAAGGUUGGAGACCCCUGUCUUAGAGGACUAUGCAACGAAAGGAGAAUUCAUGACAAUAACAGACUCAAAAGACAGGAGUCCAAUCUGCCACCUGUUUCUCAAAAGGUGCCAGGAAGACUACAAAGGAGGAACGGUUGUCACCAGGUAGUUCAUCCAACAUAACAAGCCAGCUGAGAGUUGUAGUUAGCACUUAAAAAAAAAUAUUCUGCAGCAAGAAUAUCGAAAACCUGUAAGAGACGUGUCAGAAACGGGGAGAAAAAAAAUGCAACUUGCAAAGGAAGUCCCAUCUCCAACUGGGUGUUUUUUUGAUGAAUCUCGGAUGGAGUUGCUAGGAAAGCCAGAACAGGGUUCAAAACCCUGUUAGAGAACUUGGCACAAUUCAGGACUUAAAAGUGCAAGAAAAUACAGCAAGUAUUUGCUGGUCCAUUUUGCAGGAAAGUAGACCUGUUGCUUAGGAGAAGGCGGUCCUUAAAAUUCUCAAAAGUUUGAGAACUUCCCUGCAAAGUUUGGUUCUUACAAAGCUGUCAGGGUUGUUUUUUGUUUUUGUUUUUUUGCUAUCCUUGGACUUCCCUCUUCGACUACUAACCCUGGAUGGGGAGGAAGCAACUGGUUGCACACCUGUUAGUAGUGAACCGGUGCCAUUUAAGUGAGCUCCUUAAUUCUUAAUUUUAAAAUUAAUUCUCUGCUUUUAAAAUGCAGUCAACCGUGGAUUUAAAAAAAUUAGCCGGCUUGAAAGCGAGAUAUAAAUCAAUUGCCCCUUCUGGUGACUUUUGCAAGAACGGCGAGUUCAAAUUGUGACUUUCAGUCUGCGGGGGGCGGGGGGGGUCCCCAUGUGCUUCGUUUCCAUGAAUAAUAAUUUAAUAAGAGAAUAAUUAACCCGUGGAACAGAAGUUGCCUUCAGAAAUCGUGGGUGCCUCCAUCACUGGAGGUUUUUAAGAAGAGACUGGACAGUCACUUGUCUGAGAUGGCAUAAGUUCUCCUGCUUGAGUGGGGGGGGGGGAAAGGGGGGG
Messenger RNA from Ahaetulla prasina, 8257 nucleotides. Its product is annotated as 1-phosphatidylinositol 4,5-bisphosphate phosphodiesterase gamma-1-like. The coding region runs from base 131 to 4123 and encodes 1330 amino acids. The transcript is spliced from 34 exons. Lineage: Eukaryota; Metazoa; Chordata; Lepidosauria; Squamata; Colubridae. Gene Ontology annotation, molecular function: protein binding; calcium ion binding; phosphatidylinositol-4,5-bisphosphate phospholipase C activity. The record is from RefSeq and is a predicted model, not a curated record. Gene Ontology annotation, biological process: phospholipid catabolic process; positive regulation of epithelial cell migration; phosphatidylinositol-mediated signaling.